Messenger RNA from Morus notabilis, 380 nucleotides. Its product is annotated as CASP-like protein 4D1. The transcript is spliced from 2 exons. The record is from RefSeq and is a predicted model, not a curated record. The coding region runs from base 1 to 345 and encodes 114 amino acids. NCBI's taxonomy places the organism in Eukaryota, Viridiplantae, Streptophyta, Magnoliopsida, Rosales, Moraceae.
AUGAUAAAAUUAUUUAAGCGCAGAUACAUGCUUUCUGCAAUCGUCAUUGGCACAGCAUAUGCUCUCCUGCAACUUGCAUUCACAAUCUACAACGCCGUUAGUAACGGAGAAGGCAACCAUCUCUUUGACUUCUAUGGUGACAAGAUUGUGUCGUAUCUGUUAGCCACCGGUGCAGCUGCAGGAUUUGGUGUUACAAACGAUAUGAAAACGCUCAUUGAAUUGUUGUCAACGUUUGGAAACUUCUAUGAAAAAGCCUAUGCCUCCGCCAGUCUCCUUUUUCUGGCAUUUGUUUGCACUGCCGUAUUAUCCGUGCUCUCUUCUUAUGCCCUUCCCAAGACUGUUUAGUUUCCACCCUCCAGAGAUCUGAAAAUUAAGAAGAA